Molecule: messenger RNA, 1422 nt
Organism: Dracunculus medinensis (Guinea worm)
Lineage: Eukaryota; Metazoa; Nematoda; Chromadorea; Rhabditida; Dracunculidae
Source: the annotation of a GenBank genome assembly
AUGAUUCUAACAAAAAAAAUAUUUUUAAAAUAUUUUUUUCGGGAAAUGUUGGAAUUCGAAAUAAUUCCAGAAAACUGUCUGCGCAAUAAAGAAAUCGAAUUUUGGCUGGGAAUGCCCGUUAAUCAAGUUAUACAAUCACUGCAAAAUGUCGCACGUCUUAUCACAAAUAUAGAAAUUUCUCAUCUACCGAAGAAAAGGAUUCACAUAUUUAAACGAGUUGCUGAAGAGACCUAUCGCACUAAAAAAAAUCCGUUAUCACAGGAUAUUGCUAUCCGACUAACAAAAGAUGGCAUCGCACUCUAUUUCGAACCAAAUUCUCAAUUCCUUAGGGAAAAAGGAAAAAUUUUUUUUGACUGUAGAAUAUAUAAAAAAAUAGUAAACAAUAUAUUUUCAAAACCAGAUGAUCCAGCGGAUAUAGUGAAAGUGGAAAAAUGUUUUGGUGCAACAAAACCUGGAGUUUAUGACGAUAAUUUGGGGUCAUAUGAACUCAGUUGGAAUGGUUUAUUAUUCAGUUUUUCAGCUGCAAAGGAGUUGUUUACUCGUAAGAUGUCAGCACACAAACAAACGGCUGGGCUAAGUUCUUUAUCUUUUGAAGGUACUCGUCCUUCAUUCUCGAAGAUGAUACUUUUCAAAGGAACUCAUUCUUCUCCAAAAGUACCUUCAAUCCCUAAACAAAUAUAUUGUGGUUUGAUUUUUAGUACAUCGGUGGAAUCAGUUUCAGAGAACGGUCCGCCAAGUUUGCAAUCGAAUCGUGCAACUGAAAUCAAAAUCGAGCAAGUUGAACGCAUUAUAUCAUUUGGUGACACUUCAGAGAAGGUGAUUUCUGUUCUCGGUUGUCCGCUUAAUAUUUUCUAUGAAUCUGGGGAACGUAUGUUAAUUCAUAAAGAAAGUGAUUGCAGCUGUGUACAACAACCAAAUUAUUUCUUCAAUUAUUUCUCACUUGGCGUGGUAUUUAUUAUUUGUGAGUUUAUGAUAAGUACAAACAAAAAAAAGAACUAUAACAAGGAUCAAAAAUUUUUCAAAGAAUUUUUCCAGGAUAUUGUCUUUGACUUUACCACAAAUCGAGUUGUAAAAUUUGUACUACAUUCAAAUCUUCCCGGACAUUACGAUUUUGGAAUGCAAUUUUUUUCUAAAAUGGAAGUGCCGUUUUUGCCAUAUAUUUAUUAUAUAUUGAAAACUAUCUAUAACAGAUGUAAUUUCAAAAUCCAUCUGGAAGAUGAACCAUGGUUUAUAGUUCCUUCUUCUCGAACAGAAGAUUUCCUUCCUGCAUUUUCGGGUGUUCAAGAAAAAUCUUUACAACCAGUUGUUCUCAAUCGCAGUACUAUAGAUAAUCCAUUUACACCAACACUUUGCUAUGGUUGUGGUCAAAUUAUUGUCGAAGUGAUGUCUUGUGGACUUAUAGCUGCUGUGACUAUAUUUUAA